This is a messenger RNA of Zophobas morio, 1330 nucleotides long. Its product is annotated as protein twisted gastrulation-like. The record is from RefSeq and is a predicted model, not a curated record. The transcript has 4 exons. Gene Ontology annotation, biological process: regulation of BMP signaling pathway. NCBI's taxonomy places the organism in Eukaryota, Metazoa, Arthropoda, Insecta, Coleoptera, Tenebrionidae. Bases 286 to 1017 code for a protein of 243 amino acids.
GUACGAGAUCGUUCGAAAAAUUUUGUUUUCCGGUUUGUGACUUAAUGUGUGUUGAUUUAGCGACGAUUUAUAUGUUAAUUGGCGCAUUCUCAGGUGUUGUGGUGCGACGUCACUGCAAGGUUUUCGUGCGAGAUACGAAUGGUUUUCGAUUUGUUUUGAUGAUUUUUUUUUUGUGGAAAGUUAUCGAUUUUUGUUUUGUCGGCGUUUCGGCGCGCAAUUAUCGAAAAAAUGCGCGUUUUCGCAACGUCCUGGAGAUUAUCUCGUCUGAAUUUGCUCUAACCCAAAAUGUGGAAGUUAGCCCUCUUCAGUGUCAUUUUAGGAACUUUCCUCAUCAUCCAGCAAAUCCACACCUGCAACGAAGCAGUCUGCGGAAGCAUCGUCAGCAAAUGCCUCCUCACGCAAUCCUGCAAAUGCGACUUAAAAAACUGUACUUGCUGCAAGGACUGCUUCAGCUGCCUGAGUUAUCUAUACGAUGAAUGCUGUUCUUGUGUAGACAUGUGCCCCAAGUCGCACGAAAUCAACGAAAGUCCCCUCAGCAAAAAAUCCCACGUGGAAGACUUCAUGGAACCCGUUCCAGGACUCUUCGACGUCCUGACCCAAUACCCAGAUCCAGAGAUGCGCUGGAAUAGUACAACGUUUCCCAUAGACAUAGAUGCGAGUCAUUAUGGUACAAAACGCGAAAUCAAAAUACACAUGCAAAGCGCCGAACAAGAAGUAGCCCCUAUAAAAAGCAACAUAAUCACUCUCAACUGUACAGUGGCUUUUCUCAAAGGGUGCAUGAAUUGGGUGAAGUGUAAAACUAGUUGCCAGACCAUGGGUUCCAGCAGCUACCGAUGGUUCCACGAUGGGUGCUGCGAGUGCAUUGGCCAAAACUGCAUAAACUACGGGAUAAAUGAGAGCAGAUGUCGUGAGUGCUCCUUGAACGACCUGAGCGACGAAGUGGAGGAGGAUGUGGACGAAGAAGAAUUGGAUUAUGGUUAUGGUGAAACUUCGGGCAACGAACUCGAUGACUUGUAAAUUGUUUGUGACGGCUGUGGACUGUUUCAAGCGCUUAUUGUAUCCGUACAUAAGAGAUAAAGUUGCUUGCCGUCCACGGGUGUUAAGUUUUAAAAACUGAACUUUUGUACAUAACGUAAUAUAGGGAGGCAACGCUUUAAAUUAAAGACUUAGCUUUGGAAGGUUUAACUUGUUUUAUAAGUUAUGGAAAUUUAAAGGUUUGUUUUUAAGGAAAAAUAGAGAUGUUAUAUAAUUUUACUUGUACAUUUUAUUGUCAGUAUGAAGUUUUAUAGAUGAGAUUCGACACUAAUAAAUAAAUAAUUUUUACAAUGGA